Messenger RNA from Stylophora pistillata, 1720 nucleotides. Its product is annotated as clavesin-2. Gene Ontology annotation, molecular function: phosphatidylinositol bisphosphate binding. Lineage: Eukaryota; Metazoa; Cnidaria; Anthozoa; Scleractinia; Pocilloporidae. The record is from RefSeq and is a predicted model, not a curated record. Gene Ontology annotation, cellular component: membrane.
GAUGGAUAACUAGAAGCAGACGCACCAAAUGUUAGACGUUUCUUACAAGUUUUUAGUAACCUAGUAGUAUAGCGAAUCUUUGAGUGUCUUCACCUACGGCCUGCAGUACGUUUUGACGCACUAUAGCGAGGCCUUUAGAUGCUGGCACUGGGUAUGGAAAACUCCGAAAGACUUGAAACAGACCAUGAAAAAACAGAAUUUGUUCAACGGAGAGGCUCGAUGGAAGCCUCUGAAUCUUGCGAUCACAAGGAAGACGUCGAAAAUCAGCAUUCUGAGAAAAUCAAAGAGCUUCGUUCUAAAAUUGAUGUAAACAUGGAUAAUAAUGUUCUGAGACAAGUUGGACGUGUUGACGAUGCUUUUCUGUUGAUGUUUCUGAGAGCGCGCCGCUACAUCGUGGACGAAUCAUUCAAACUUCUGUCCAAUUACAUUGAAUUCCGCCAAAAUAACGCAUCUUUGAUGGAAAAUCUGUCAGCUUGGGAAUUACACCACGUGUUAGAAGACGGCCUUCCGUGUGUUUUGCCAUACACUGAUCAAAAUGGUGCUAAAAUUAUAGUUAUCUUCGCCGGCAGUUGGGAUAAAGAUACUUACGGCACACUAGAAAUUUUAAAGGCAUUCAUUUUAACCAUGGAACGCUUGAUAAAGACUGACGAGGCACAACUAAAUGGAAUUAAAAUAAUUGCAGAUUUUUCAGGCUGGACUGCUUCUCAUACAUCCAGUCUGUCCUUAUCUUUUAUUCGUCAAGUUUUCGCCAUGUUCCAGGAUCGCUACCCGGCAAGAAUUGUCGCANUUCAUUUUGUAAGCGAACCCUGGUACAUCAAGGCCGGACUUACUUUGCUGAAGCCAUUCAUUCAGGAAAAAAUGUGGAAGAGGAUACACUUACAUGGUAACAAUAUGGCGACACUUCACGACCACUGUCAUCUGGAUACACUACCAGCGGAGUUUGGUGGAAAGAUGCCCGCAGUAAACCGCGCAUACUGGGCACGAGUACUAGUCCAUUUGGAAGGAACGAAAAGAAGUCACGUGUACGGAGAAAAUCCAUUCAGACGGUCGCUUAGCUGGGACACUGACGAGCAAAAAAUACCUCACGUGAUCAUUCAAAGCUAGGGUCUAAUCCCUAUCUGUUUGCCUCGUUCAAUGACUGACAACACAAGAGUUUGCCAACUGCGUACGUCGCAGUGUUGGGAAACCGGGGGACUAGGUUUGGCGAUUGAAUGUAUAGUUAUACAAUAACGUUUAUUGUAUAACUAUACUGUGUCACCAAUUAGCACCUCACUAGUCAGGAGCUAGAUCCCUAACAGACACAUAAAUAAAGUUUCAUCAUCAUCAUCAUGUAACUGCUCGGAUACUAAUGAAUUAAAAAAAGAUGUUUGGGGUGGCACUAAUUACAUUUAGAUAUUGUCAAUGAAAAAAUUUGAAGUUGUACAAAUAAAUGAACCAUCAGUUCAAAGAAACAGAAGACCCGGGGGUUUAACAGUUAGUGCACUUGACUCUGGGAUAAGAGGUCUGGGUACUAGAUCCAGCAAGGUCAUUGUGUUGUGUUCUUGGGCAAAACACUUGACUCUCACCUAGCCUUACUCCACCCAGGAGCAUGGGCACCAGCAGAUUGUCAGGGAAGCCUGAUGAAAUGCUGAGGGUGGGGUGGGAAGAGUAACCUGCAAUGAACUAGCAUCCCAUCCAGGGGUUACUGGGGGAGUUAUACUACAGAAACUGGGAUAAGCCC